Molecule: messenger RNA, 2975 nt
Organism: Phyllopteryx taeniolatus (common seadragon)
Lineage: Eukaryota; Metazoa; Chordata; Actinopteri; Syngnathiformes; Syngnathidae
Gene: c19h10orf88
Product: chromosome 19 C10orf88 homolog
Exons: 7
Coding region: 659-1666 (335 amino acids)
Source: RefSeq, a predicted model, not a curated record
CCGGAAGUGGAUGGAGACGUGUUUUUCUUUUGUUUUCUUGAAAUCAGCAUGAGGAGAAUUCACUUGGAAAACCCGCAGAUUUCUUUCUUGUAACAGUUAAACAAUUGCGGUGGAGUCAAAAUUCGCCAGAAGACAUGCGAAGAUGAAGAGGGGAAAUCGGCGUCAUUAAAUGAACAGUUUGACGCGGGAGACAUGUCACGGAAACGACAAGUGAUGCUUUUGUCCAUCUCCCCCCACCCAAGUGGCGUCUGUCGCCGUGAAGAUCGGAGCGGCGUGGCAGUGCCGGCCCGAAGGCCGCCGCCUGGCAGACGUGGUGCAGGCGUUCGACGAUGGCGACGAUGGCGACGGCGAUGAGGAACACAAGCUGAGGCAGAGACUCGGGUAAGACGCCGCCUGCUGCUGAGCCGCUUAGGAAAAGAGAACAGCGGUCAGAACCAACCGAAGCGAGAUGCCACUUCAGGGGAAAAAAACAAAAAAAGCGCACUCUACAAUACUGUGGUCUUUAGAAACAUACAGUCACGACAUCAUUUUCAAUGUGUGUUGUGCCGCUCCUGGUGUGUACACUUUGGCCACCUGAGGGCAGUAUAAGACAGACGUCCAGAUACGGUAACCUCGACACGCUUAAUAUUAGUGGUUCUACGCGGAGGAUAAAGAAUUUAUGCCCGCGAGAACGGUUAUAUUGUCUGUGUUCGUGCGUCGCUCGGCCGUAACCCGGCGCUCGCCGCCCUCGACUCUCAGGGACGGCGGCGUCCUGUUGGAGCGGGCGGACGGCGGCGGCGCCGCCGCGGAGCCGUGCGUCCUGACGCUGAGCUGCGGUCCCGCCGCCAUCAGCCGCCUGACGCUCGUCAGCGAGGCUCGCACCAUGGAGGUGUACCUGCCCACGGGCGAAUACUGCGCCACGGUCCGGGGGGACGAGCAGGACCACGUCCGCCAUGGCGACAGAGGACCUUUCUACAGGAAGCAGCUGAGCCUGGACGGCGCGCCGUCGUCAUGUGACGUGAAGCUGCUGUCUCUGUCGGGUCGAAGCAGCGUGUUGCUGUGCGGCGCGGUCGUGGGGCUCCGCCCGCCGCGGCCCGGCCCGGCCCGAGACGGCGGCGCCGUCGACCUUCAGCGGGUCCGGAGUCUGGUGGACGAGAUGGGCGCCGGCCUGUCGCCCGGCGCUCAGAACCUCAUGGACGAGGUGCGCCUCCAGCAGAAGGCUGCAGCGGACUCGGCCCCCGACGCGCCCGCGCCGGACGGGCGCCGGCUGGCAGAGAUGAUGCGCCACGUCCUGAAGGGCGGCGGGGGGCGCCCGGGCGCCGCCCCCCCCGAGAUGCUGCGCGAGGUGUGCGGUCAGGUGACGCGGCUCCGACUGGACCGGGAACAGGACCGGGACCGCACGCAUCUUUGUUUGUCUCGAAGUAGCCGACGAUUGACCGGCGACCAGUUUGCUGUUGGUCUCGGCCACAGCGCUAAAAGUAGUGCUUUGCCGCCAUCCUGUGGCAUCUCGCUGCCAAAGAUCUACAUUGAAGGCUGCGGACGCGUGGAUGGAGCGCCGCCUGGAGGAGAUGGAGCGCCGUCUGAAGGAGCACGUGGACCGCCGCCUGGACGCUCUGGAGCUCAAGCUGGAGAAAGCGCUGCUCGCCGCCCUCCAGCGGGGGGCGUCCACGGACCCGGCGCCCGUUGACCCGGCGGGAGGGCGCCCGGCGGCGCCCUGACCGAACAAAGACACGGAGCCAAAAGUCUGCACUAACUAACUAACUGAUGUAACCCGUUCGUGGAGUACGACGCUACCUUGACUUAACAGCGCCACAACUUACGAGUUUUUCGAGUUACGAGCCAUCGCUGGGUCAAUUUUUGGGGGUUUGUUCAAAAUAUGGAUUUACGAGCGAGCUUCAGAUACACUCGAGUGAAGCGGGGGGGGGGAACGACGCGCUUUGUUGAACGGGACCGCAAAUCCCAAAUGAACACGCGCGCAAGGAGCAUGACGCAAGACGCAAGACGCUGGCCCUGAACUAAGCCGGCGGUAAAUUGCGUCUACGUCAACCGACGAGCAAAAAAAAAAAAAAAGAUACAUUUGCUCAAGGUAACAAUGGAAAAAAGAAAUAUACACCUUGUACGUGUUUUUCAGAUGAGAUGAAGAAUUUUUCAACGCUGUAAAAUAUUUGACUUCUUCCGAUCUGUUGCGUCGUCAUCCGUAAUUGUCCACCUCGUUUUUCCGCCGGUGCCCCAGAACUCCAAACUGAAAUUUCACUUGAAAUGAUCCAAAUCCUCGCAAUGUCAGCAUCUCAACAGAAUGAUUGAUUAACGUUUUGGUUUUCGAAAUAAGACAUUUCUCGGAAAACAAUGAGAAACAUUUUUGCCCAUUUUCUGACAAAUUGUUACGAUCUAAACCAGAAAAGGAAUCAUAAUCAAUUCGUGUUUGUGCAUUUUCUGCACUUUCAAUGAAAAGUAAUGUCCCGUUUUUAAUCUUAUCCCAAAAAGAAUAGUCAAAGUGCAGAUAGCUGAAAAAUGGUCUCAAGAACCGGUCGGCAGCGCACCGGCGUCGCACUUGAGCGUUACAGGAAAUGAACCAGAGUGACGUGAGCUGACGUAUUGUCGACUUCUUAAUAAAUAAACAUGACAUCGUACGGACGUUUCGCUUGUCGCGGUUUCGCCGACCCAGACGACGAGCCCACUGGGCACGAUAGCGUUAUAAAGACUCGUUAAAAAUACAAAAAAAGAAAUGCGCGUCUCACACGCAAUCGAAAGUAGGCGUUUGAAAAGCUCUUUGAUUUGUUUCACGGUUCGUGGUUGUCGAUUCGAUUCAAGGACGAUCUGAAAUGAUUCAGUAACUUUUGAGGCAAAGAUUCCAGCGGCGUUCGCCAACCUGUCGUGAGGAAAACCCGCUGGAAAGAUUUCGCCAACUGAUGCUUGCGUUUUGGUUCCGGCGGAUUCUACAGCAACUUUGAGGCUUCGAGUGUGACAAGUGUGAUUAAAAGUGCUAAAAGACACUA